UACGAUAACUUUGUUUGUAACAUUUGUGAUAGGUUAUGUUCGAAUAAUGCUGAUAGUGUUGCAUUUCAUUUAACAACUUUCGCAGAAAUUUACUUAUUACUUGACAUUAGGGCAAUUCUCAGGACAUUUACAUCAAACCAAGAUGUCAGCAACAGAAAAAAAAGCCAAUGAUGAAACUCAGAAGCAAAUCUUUGAUAAAAUUGCGAAUUCGGACAAUGCCGAAUUGAAACUACUUUUAGCGCAAAUGAAGGGCUCUGUAGAUUUUACCGAUGAAAAUGGUAUGAGUCCUUUGCAACAUGCGGCAUAUAAGGGAAAUUUAGAAGUUGUUAAAACCCUCAUUGACCAAGGCGCUGAUGUUAACCAUUGCGAGCAUUCCAGUAAUUAUACAGCUCUUCAUUUUGCUGCAUUAUCUGGUAAUGCAGAGGUUUGCCAAGUUCUCUUACUAUCUGGAGCAAAAAUAUCCACUGUAAAUUCUGUUGGAAGAACUGCUUCCCAGAUGGCUGCUUUCGUGAACAAUCAUAAUUGCGUUGCUGUAAUUAAUAAUUUCAUUCCCAAAUCGGAUAUAAUGUAUUACACAACUGCUCAAGGUCUACAAACGGAACCUACAUUAUUACCUAUAUUGGCCGAUCCAUUGCACAAGUUUGUAAUGUCUGUAAAUUUACAUCCUGUGUACCUAGUACAGUCUCUGCAAAAGCAUGCAGGUCUUAUGGAACAUCUAAAUUCUGUACGAAAGACAAUAGAAAUGCUUUCGGAAAAAGAAAUGAAGAAGGGAGGCGAAUGUAAUGAAAUGAUGGCUUUGAAAUUUCAUUAUUUGGGUUGUAUUGUACAAGAAGUUCAAAAAAUGUUAGAUAGGCAAUCCAAAACUCCAGAGAAAAAGGCAUCAGAUAUUGUUGAGUUAAUGGCAAAAAAAUUAUUGAAAACGAAUAAAGAGGGAAUCCCAGAAUUCCAAGAAAACUUUAUUAGAGAAUGUGUAAGAGAAUUUCCAAAUAGAGAAUGUGCUACGUUUCGACAGGUUGUUAUGACAUUAGCCGGCCAAGAAUCUCCUCCAGCUUUAACAGUGUUAUCUGGUGCCAUAAAUGGACAUAGCGCAUUUAAUGAUGAAGUAACUACAUGUUUCACUUGUGGAUUGCAGAAACCAGCAAAAAAGUGUUCAAAAUGUCGUGCUGUUCAGUAUUGUGAUCGUGAAUGUCAACGAUUACAUUGGUUCAUGCAUAAGAAGGCUUGUGCUAGGUUGGCACAAAUGCCAGCUUCGAACACAACUGAUAAAUCUAAUGUUGACACUGUUGAAAUUACACAGCAUCUAAAAAAUUUAAUGUCAACAUAAGCUUCUACAUACA
This is a messenger RNA of Ctenocephalides felis (cat flea), 1337 nucleotides long. RefSeq names its product ankyrin repeat and MYND domain-containing protein 2-like. The coding region runs from base 143 to 1324 and encodes 393 amino acids. Gene Ontology annotation, molecular function: protein binding. NCBI's taxonomy places the organism in Eukaryota, Metazoa, Arthropoda, Insecta, Siphonaptera, Pulicidae. The transcript has 5 exons. The record is from RefSeq and is a predicted model, not a curated record.